Messenger RNA from Triticum turgidum subsp. durum (durum wheat), 3000 nucleotides. Lineage: Eukaryota; Viridiplantae; Streptophyta; Magnoliopsida; Poales; Poaceae. The record is from the annotation of a GenBank genome assembly.
AUGUCUGCACCGGAGGAGAUCAAGAUCCAGGCAAAAAACAUCGAUGCUGCAGCAAGAGAGAUAAUUGGCAUUUUGGAGGAUACAAGCAAAGGAAAUGUGAUAUUCGUCCGUGGUUGGCGUGGAUUUGGGGCAUCAGCGGCACUCAAGGCAGUAGCGCAACGCCUGAAAUCAUCAAAAUCAACGUUUGGCAGGGUUGUUCACGUGGACUGCUCGUUGUGGAAAAGCAUGAGGGCCCUGCAGAAGGCAGUCGCGGACGAGCUGGAGCUUCCGCCGUCGGUGAUGGCUAUCUUCGAUCGGCAGGACGAGGAGGAUGAUUUCAGUGGGAUAGACGAAGGCUCUCGAGGGGUGAUACCAGAUAUCAGAACAGAAAUCUUCAGAAAGCUUGCUAUCAGUAGAUUUGUGGUGAUAUUUCACAAUGGGAUUGACAAAUACAUUGAUCUGUACGAGUGUGGUGUUCCACUAAUACCAAUUUUGAAUAAUAAGGUGCUGUGGACCUGGCAUGGGAGGUUUCGACCCGAUUUUUGUCUCAAAUACACAAUGGAGCAGCAUACUGAUGUUGUUGUCAAUUAUUCUCAUAAUGAUUGGAUCUGUGGCAAAGCAUUACUGGAAGAGGCCAAAGAGGUUGUUACUUAUAUGGGUAUUCCAGAGCCUUACAUGAACCAAGUGAUAGUUGAGAAGUGCUUCCAGUACAUAUAUGCACUGGGAUCUGGCAGGAGCCCUUACUUUGGAAAGUGGCUGAACCAUGCUUCAAACUACUUGGUAUGCGAUGGGAUUAUACAAGGGCAAGGUGAUACAUCAGCAUGGGGAGUUGCCGAUGCUCUACAAAGGAACAUGCAUUUAGAUUGGUUGUUUCUGAUGUCCAUUGGUGAUGACAUUCGUCGCCACCUUCAGUGCAGGCUUCAUGACCGUUUGGUUUUGUGGGAACACAAGGAUGACGUGCUACCUGAUGAGAUUGGCUUGUUGCAUUCUGAGGCGACAACCUUUUUCAUUGUACCAGCUAAUGGAUAUGGCACGAGGAUGACAACAUUACGAGAAGGCAUAUUCCAACACUCACACAGCAGCAAGCUGCGCGUGUUACAUCUCUCUUGGUGCGGCUUUAGUUUUGAAUCCCCUCCCUUCCUUUGCUGCAGCCAGCUAAGGUUCCUGCAGCUAAAUGAAUGCAGAAAUAUCCCAUCUAAUAAGCAUCCAAGCUACAACGAAGACCUGUCAUGCUUCCAGAAGCUAUGGGUGCUGCACCUGAGGUAUACAAACUGGUAUCGAUUACUAUCAGAAGAGAUGAUGAGCUUUAUGGCUGACCUCAGGGAGCUGUAUGUACAGAGAGUCAAGGAUUGGAGCAUAAGUGAUUUACGUGGCAGGGGACCUUCCCUUGUCAAGGUCCAUGUACAAUCUGACUACUCAGGACGAGUGCCUGACCUGCGAAAGGAAUACUACUUGCCUGACCUGUCUACAAGCUUCCUUAAGACAGUCAUCCUUGUCGAUUGUGUUAUUAUGCAACAUGUUGUCUCCAGCAUGCUUCCCCCAUCACUCGAGUCAUUCACCUUCGUAUGUGAUUAUCAUUCACCUUCCUCCAUCAUAUCUAGAUUUUCCUUCCAGGGCUGUUCUCAGUUGAACAGUAUACUACUGAAAGGACAUCUAUGGAGCCUCAAGGAGCUGGACCUCUCAGGCACAGCAGUGAAAACCUUCGACCUCAGAGAAGUGAAAGCUCCAAACCUCCAGCGUCUCAUCUUGCUGGGCUGCAAGAAGCUCUGUGCAAUAUUAUGGCCACUAGAGAGCAGAAGGACAAAUGUCUUGAAGGUACUGCACAUCGACACCACACGAUCUACAUCACCUGGCCAAGCUAAUUGGGAAGAAAAGCCCAAGGACCCUAUUGCAGCUGUGGGAUCAUUAUUUAUUCAUGUUGCUACUGCUACUGAAUUAGGCAUCAGUCGACAUGCGUCCUUUGAUUUUAAAUGGUACAUUUCUCCAAGGGAUACAAGGAUCCUUAGGUCACUUGUGCCGGUUAAAAAUAUUGAGCACAGUCAUGUAUAUAUGGAAAUAGGUUCAUCUCCUACAAGUGGUGACAGUGAAGCUGCUCAAGGAAUCUGGAGUCAGUGUCAGCCUGACAAUUAUUUAUAUGCAAGGGGUGUCUUCUUUCAAAGCGACCUGCAUGCUGGCGCCGGUAAUGAAGGUGUAAUCAGCUGGAUGUGGGAUUGCCCAGCUAUUCCUACUCCAACAGCUCAAGACUUGUAUGUUCACUUAAAAGAUAAUCAGGGGAUGAAGAGGGGAUUACUGCAGCAACAACAGAGCAACAUCGAAGGAAUUAAUAUUAGUGCUGAUUCACCCUCUCGUUUUGUAUUUAACAAUGCUCGCAUGCUUCACGUGCAUGAUAGCUCUUCCAUCACUUGCAUCACAUGCCCACAAGGUUCAUACUGGAGGAGCCUUGAAUGGUGCCGAGUCGAGAGGUGCCCCGAGCUGCGUACUGUCUUUCGUACUGCCCAACAAAGUGAGGGUGAUAGCUUCUGUCAUCAGUUGAGCACAUUCUGGGCAUCUCAACUCCUGAAGGCACGCUACAUCUGGUAUUGGAGUGCAAUGCGUGUGUUUUCCUCUGUAAACAUAGUACUGUUGCACCUGGACUAUUGCCCUAGGCUCAUACAUGUGCUUCCCUUGUCUGAGUCUGUGGACACUUUGCCUUGCUUGGAUACCCUGGAAAUUGUGUGUUGCGGAGAUCUUAGGGAGGUCUUCGCUUUGGACCCUAAGCAAAAGGAGCAAAAAGUUAUACGGUUUCCCAAGCUAAGGUGCAUCCACCUGUAUGAGCUUCCCAGCCUACGGUGCAUCUGUGGGAGCAGGAUGUCCGCUCCCAACUUGGAGACCGUCAAGAUCAGGGGCUGCUGGAGCCUCAGGUGCCUUCCUGCUGUCAGCGGACACAAAGAGAAGCUGCCUAGUGUGGACUGCGAGAAGGAAUGGUGGGAUAACCUUGAGUGGGACGGGGGUGGAGGAGAACCACCACUCUUCACUCUAUGA